Molecule: messenger RNA, 3903 nt
Organism: Puntigrus tetrazona (Sumatra barb)
Lineage: Eukaryota; Metazoa; Chordata; Actinopteri; Cypriniformes; Cyprinidae
Gene: pparab
Product: peroxisome proliferator-activated receptor alpha b
Exons: 8
Coding region: 229-1632 (467 amino acids)
Biological process (GO): cell differentiation; positive regulation of transcription by RNA polymerase II; negative regulation of transcription by RNA polymerase II
Cellular component (GO): nucleus
Molecular function (GO): RNA polymerase II cis-regulatory region sequence-specific DNA binding; zinc ion binding; nuclear receptor activity
Source: RefSeq, a predicted model, not a curated record
CGGCGCGCGAGAGCCGCGGCUGCAGUUUGACAGCGGCGGAGGAGCGCGACGGGUCUCGGCGGAGGCUAUGCGCGUCUAGAACCGAUAUAAACGCUCUCUCGCCGCGCCGCUCGCCGCUGACAGCACCGCCAUCGGCUCCCUGACGCCUCGACGCGCGAUGUUUGGCGAGCGCUGGCUGCUGCGCUUGAAGGCCGAUGUGUGAUUGGUGCUCAGCCGCCGUCCGGCAGCAUGGUAGACAUGGAGAAGCACUACAGCCCCCCGUCGCCGCUGGACGACUCCGUGCUGGACAGUCCUCUGUGUCAGGACUUCAUCGGGGGAAUGGAGGACCUUCAGGACAUCUCUCAGUCCAUCGAUGAGGACGCUCUCAGCAGCUUGGAGAUGACCGAGAACCAGUCGUCGGGCCUGGGCUCCGGCUCGGAGAGCUCCACUGCGUUAGAUGUGCUGACCCCAGCGUCCAGCCCCUCGUCAGGCGUGUACGGUGGCCCGGCGGGUCAGGACGAGUUCGCCUGCACCUCUCUGAACCUGGAGUGCCGCGUGUGUUCGGACCGAGCCUCAGGAUACCACUACGGGGUUCAUGCGUGCGAGGGCUGCAAGGGCUUCUUCCGCCGGACCAUCCGCCUCAAGCUGCAGUACGAUAAAUGCGAACGCCGCUGCAAGAUCCAAAAGAAGAACCGAAACAAGUGCCAAUACUGUCGCUUUCAGAAGUGCCUGUCCGUGGGCAUGUCCCACAACGCCAUCCGCUUUGGGCGAAUGCCACAGUCGGAGAAGCUGAGGUUGAAGGCAGAGAUCCUAACGGGAGAACGAGAGGUCGAGGACCCGCAGCUGGCCGACCAGAAAACCCUGGCCAAGCAGAUCUACGAGGCCUACCUGAAGAACUUCAACAUGAACAAAGCCAAAGCACGGACCAUCCUGACGGGCAAGACGAACACGCCGCCUUUCGUCAUCCACGACAUGGAGACCCUGCAGCUGGCCGAACAGACUCUUGUGGCCAAGAUGGUGGGCUCUUCUGGGGCUCUGCUGAAUAAAGACCCCGAGGUUCGAAUAUUCCACUGCUGCCAGUGCGCCUCGGUGGAGACGGUGACCGAACUGACUGAAUUCGCCAAGUCCGUGCCGGGCUUCUCAAACCUGGACUUAAACGAUCAGGUGACGUUAUUGAAGUACGGCGUCCACGAGGCGCUCUUCGCCCUGUUGGCGUCGUGCAUGAAUAAAGACGGUCUGCUGGUGGCGUACGGCAGCGGCUUCAUCACCAGAGAGUUCCUGAAGAGCUUGCGGCGGCCGUUCAGCGAAAUGAUGGAGCCCAAGUUUCAGUUCGCCAUGAAGUUUAACUCCCUCGAACUGGACGACAGCGACCUCGCGCUGUUUGUCGCCGCCAUCAUCUGCUGCGGAGAUCGGCCCGGUCUGGUGAACGUCCCGCACAUCGAGCGAAUGCAGGAGGGCAUCGUAAACGUGCUUCACCUGCACCUCAAGGGCAACCAUCCCGACAACGGCUUCCUCUUCCCUAAACUCCUGCAGAAACUGGUGGACCUGCGGCAGCUGGUGACGGAGCACGCUCAGCUAGUGCAGGAGAUCAAAAAGACAGAAGACACUUCGCUGCAUCCCUUACUGCAGGAGAUUUACAGAGACAUGUACUGAGGCCUUCUGCUUGAUUUCGAGAAGACCACGCGCUCGGAGACGACCGUUUCUUUCGGGGGGCCCCUCCACAGCUACACUGUGAUCUGUUUUUAAGGGGCGUUAUGUGAACCGCUGUUUUUGGGAUGAAAACGCCCCCCUUGGAACAUCAGGGCUCUUUGUUACCGUCAAGUUAAACAAUGCGGUUUAAAGAGGAACGAAACGAGACGCUGCCAAUUAAAAUGCAUCCUGCGGGUUUAUGCUAACUGGUCCUUCGGGCCAGAAACUGUGAAUAGAAAGCGUGAAAUGCAACCGAUUCAUACAGCAAUAUGUGGUUUUUUGUUUUUUUUUUGCAUUGACGCGGUAACUUUUGAUAGCGCCGUGUACGUUUUCACCCAAGUGACUUCCACGUAGACCUGCCGUAACUCGUGAAACCGACCGAUUCGUAAAGCUGCAGGGAUUUUUGCUUCGUGGUUUUGAUUUUUUUUUUUUUUAAACCUGGCGAAUUCUUGAUCGGCUGUAACGUUUUCGACAUCCGUGAAAGUUUAGCGUUUUCUGUUUCCACAUUUGCAACUGUUUGUAGUUUUAUCGGCUCUUUCCCAAUAUCGCGCUCUCUGUGGGAUCCCAUCCACCGCCGAAUUUUUUUUAAAAAGUCGAAAUUGCGCGACGUAAACCCCGCGUAGUAACGUGUGACUAUAUUUUGGAGCUCUGACUUUAUAACCCGCAGUUGCGAGUGUACGCCUCAUCAUUCUGAGGAAAAAAUGUCGGAAUGGUGAGCUAAAAAAUUCGCGAUGACCUUAAUUGAUUUUUCUGUUCUAUAGGCCCGAGUUAUAAAAUGCAGUGCUCCAACACAAAGCAGAUCAGUACCUCACGAGCGACGCCUUCUGAGGUCGUGCAGUUUUACAGUAAUCUACUGUUUAAAGGGCUAAAGGAGCCAAGUGAGGCCCGUGACGCACCGCACGAAAAACACUGAAAAUGCACCGCUGCGAUGCUGGCUUUUUCGAAGCAACUUUCGACAUUCGAGCGAACCAUACUCUGUUGGGCUCGAUGCAAGUUGAACGAGGCUCGAGCGUCGCUCUGCGUAGAGUUCACGUUCUUCCUCGUGUAAACUGGCUUUGACGACAAAACCGUAGCCAUAGCAUUCAGCCCCGACGCGAAGACCUUCCCGUCCGAAGGAUAAGUCCCACGCCGCUCGUCCGUCCCUCCAGCAGUCUCUCGACGUCUUCUGAGAACCGCAGUGCCUCGUCUCGACAUCACCGCGAAAAACGUCAUCGUUUUUUUUACAUCCCUUUAUGAAUCAGGAACGGAAGCUAAUUAAAAUACGCCGUACUUGCUUUCGUUAAGAUAGUAGUUGUGCGAGGCGCCGUUCGCGGUAUUAAUGCACUUGCGCGUUACACCGUGAUGCGUUUCCGUUACGUUUCUACGCGCUGGUCAGGCUUUGUUUGACGCUCGCAUGUUGAUGUCGUUUUUUUACGGCGACUCUUUCGCGAGAUUGCGCUCAUGUUAAAACAAUGUUUGGAGACCUUUGGGGGUUUCCCGCCUCAUUCUGCUGCGCAUUUUUAGAUUAGGUUGUGUAACGUUAAUUUUGAGGUAAAGUAAAGUGUCGUUCUGAAAUUGAACUAAAAUAGAAAUAACAUGGGGCCCCUAAAGGGACAUGGCAGUGCUAAACAACGUGGCAUAGAUCUGUUUGUAAAAUUACCAACUAUUAAUUGAUAAGCCGAGAAAUGUUGAGUUUGAGUUGCGUUCAUUUUGAUCGUUCGCAGAAAUAUUUAAUUCCAACAUAAAAAACUAUUGCAUUGCUCGCAAAAAUAACCCAACAACUUUGCAAUUGCACACAAAAACCACUUGAGUAUGCUUGCUGAAGUGUUUUUUCUUUUGCCAAAAACAUUGCAAAGGGAAAUGCACACGUUUAAUGAGAGCGUAUAUGUUUUACGAGCAAAACGAGGACAUUUUAGGGUACUUUUGCAACAGAACGCAAACUUUAAUUUGACCAACGCAGAGUUUCCCUCUUUUUUUCACCUCUUUUUUUUUUUUUUUUUUAGCGAAAACCACAAUGUUUUGUGAGCAAACGCGAAGUUUCUUCGGGGAACGCAGCACUUUCGGCAGAGAACGUAAAUGUUUCUCGGUUGAACGCGAAAUCUCUUUGAAGCAACGCAAUACUUUUGCGAAUGAACGCUAACGAGUUUCGCGCGCGAACGUGAAUGUUUUUUUGUUUGUUUGUUUUUCAAGUUCUUUGGCGAAAGCGCGAACGUUUAGCGAAUGUCCGCAAGGUUUUCGUCGCUGACGCGAUACUUU